AUGCUGCGUGUCCACGGAACAUCAGGGGAAGAGCUGGCGGCCAUUAGUUUGGAUGAGAUCAGUGAUGUGAUGGACGUAAAAUAUAAACUGCGCGGCAUUCGCAGCUUGCCAGUAUGUUGUCAGCAGCUUCUGCACAACGGCAGCAGCUUAGAGGAUGGCACUAAACUGGAGGGCCCCAUGGAAAUGCAGCUGGUCCUAUUGUCCAUGUCUACUCCAAGGCUCCAAUAUGAGGCUUCAGUGGAACUUAUCUUCUGUGCCUCAAACUUAGGUGACGCAAAGGUUGCCCAUUUCCUGUUGGAAGCGGGCGCUGACAAGGACCUACAGGAUGAGUAUGGCGACACAUCUUUGAUUUGUGCGGCUGGAAAUAGCCAUGUGGAGGUGGCACGAUUGCUGCUGGAAGCUGGUGCUGACAAAAACAUGCAGAAUUAUUCCGGCGAAACAGCUCUGAUGGCUGCAGUGAGCGUUAACGGAGAGGAGAUUGUACAGUUGUUGCUGGCAUCUCGUGCUCGGAUGGAUCUGCGUAACGACAACCGUGACACAGCUCUGAUGCUUUCGACUGGAUACGGCCACCUGGGGUUGGCGCAGUUGCUGCUGGAUGCCGAUGCGGAUGUUGACUUGCUGAAUUAUUCUGGUGACACAGCCCUCAUUUGCGCAGCACAAAGAGGCCAGAUGGAGACUGUGCGCCUGCUGUUGAAGGCUGGUGCCGGGAAGGAUUAUAGGGGUGGAUUUGGCAACACGGCUCUGAUCUGUGCGGCUCCUAAAGGAUUUGAUGAUGUGGUGCGUUUGCUGCUGGACGCUGGUGCUGACACAGACUGCCAGAAUCAUUCCGGCGACACCGCACUCAUCCGCGCAGCCAGCAUCAAUGGAGUGGAAGUGGUACGCUUGCUGUUGGAAGCUGGUGCGCACAAGGACCUGCAGAAUCGCCGCGGGGAGACAGCCCUCAUUUGUGCGGCUGAAACUGGCAACGCGAAAAUUGUGCGGCUGCUGCUAGAAGCCCGUGCAGACAAAGAUUUGCAGAGCAACCAUGGCGACGCAGCUCUAGUAUAUGCAUCUGAGAGAGGUCACAAGGAGAUUGUACGAUUGCUGAGGCCUUCCAAACGCAGCUCUGACCCUCGCAGCUGA
Molecule: messenger RNA, 1122 nt
Organism: Symbiodinium pilosum
Lineage: Eukaryota; Dinophyceae; Suessiales; Symbiodiniaceae
Source: the annotation of a GenBank genome assembly